Molecule: messenger RNA, 2826 nt
Organism: Melozone crissalis (California towhee)
Lineage: Eukaryota; Metazoa; Chordata; Aves; Passeriformes; Passerellidae
Gene: POFUT2
Product: protein O-fucosyltransferase 2
Exons: 10
Coding region: 79-1584 (501 amino acids)
Biological process (GO): protein O-linked glycosylation via fucose
Molecular function (GO): peptide-O-fucosyltransferase activity
Source: RefSeq, a predicted model, not a curated record
CGGCCCCUCACCGCCGGCCUCUUCUGAGAGACGGAGGGGCAGAGGCUCCUUCGGCGCCGCCCCGGACGUGUCGUGGGGAUGGCGGCGCUGGGGCCUGGCGGCCGCUGUGCCCCGGCGCUGCCGCUGCUGCUUGGCCUGGCCGCGCUCGCCCUCCCGCCGUCGCUCGCCGCCGCCUCCGAGCCGCCGCCCGCCGCCCUCCGCGCUGGCCACGCCGCCUCCUCGCUGCCCGCCGCCGCUGCCGCCUCGCGCACCAGAUACCUUUUGUAUGAUGUAAACCCCCCUGAAGGGUUCAACCUUCGCAGAGAUGUCUACGUUCGCAUUGCUUCCCUUCUAAAGACCCUGCGGAAAAGUGAAAACUGGGUGUUGGUUCUGCCUCCCUGGGGACGUCUUUAUCACUGGCAGAGCCCUGAUAUCCUCCAGGUUCGGAUCGCUUGGUCCGAGUUCUUUGAUAUCCCAAGUCUCAACAAGAACAUCCCUGUCAUCGAAUAUGAGCAGUUCCUUGCAGAGUCAGGUGGGCCCUUUAUUGAACAGGUUUAUGUGCUACAAGGCUACGCAGAAGGAUGGAAAGAAGGAACAUGGGAAGAAAAAAUAGAUGAAAAACCAUGCAUUGAUCAGCUGAUGUACUCCAGAGACAAACAUGGCUACUACAGGGGCUGGUUCUGGGGUUAUGAGGAAACACGAGGCCUAAAUGCCUCUUGCUUGUCUGUCCAAGGAUCUGCCUCUAUUGUGGCUCCCAUCCUUCUGAAGAACACUUCAGCACAGUCAGUGAUGUUAGACAGAGCUGAAAACCUUCUUCAUGACCACUACGGAGGGAAAGAUUAUUGGAAUACCCGUCGGAGCAUGGUGUUUGCUAAACACCUCCGUGUGGUGGGAGACAAGUUUAGAAAGAAAUACCUUCAAUCCACUGAUGAGGCAGACAGGACUCAGUACAAGGAGGACUGGACACAGAUGAGGGUUAAGACAGGCACAGCUCUAGGUGGCCCAUACCUUGGGGUUCAUCUCAGAAGGAGAGACUUCGUUUGGGGUCACAGAGAAGACGUGCCUUCCCUGCAAGGAGCAGUAAAGAAAAUCCAUAGCCUAUUGGAGUCGCUUAAACUUGAAAGAGUUUUUGUAGCCACUGAUGCUGUUGAGGAAGAGAUUGAAUUGCUCAAGAAACUGCUGCCUGAGAUGGUGAGGUUUGAACCCUCUCUGAAGGAACUGAAACUCUAUAAGGAUGGGGGCUUAGCUGUGAUUGACCAGUGGAUUUGCGCACAUGCAAGAUAUUUUAUAGGCACCUCAGUUUCAACAUUUUCCUUCCGAAUCCAUGAGGAAAGGGAGAUCUUGGGAUUUGAUCCAAAAACAACUUACAACCGAUUUUGUGGUGAAACAGAGAAAAACUCACGCAAAGGCAACAGAGGGAAUCCUGGAGGAAGUGGAAAAUGCUGUCACUCCAUUGAUGGAACUCCUGGGACACUGAAGGCAGCAGAAGCCGUAAGAACAAAGUUGGAACCAGACUCCAGCUGGGUAAGGCAGACACUGUUGGGGAGGAUGAAACAGCAAAACCUUAUAAAUAUGAUUGCCUGGCAAAAGAUUUUGAGAAUAUAGAAACUACAAGUGAGAUUGAAAUGAAAGCAAGUUUUGAGAUCCCUUAGUUACUGAACAACUGGAAAACAAUGGUGUGGCCAGCUGAAGGUAAUCCCCUCUUGAUGAAACAAGACCCUCUGCUUGCAGACAGCUCCAAGGGUCAGAGCAGACCCUGCCAGCUUGGCAGAAGGGGUCCAAAGAGGAGUUUUUAGGGUUUAAAAUGUAACACAGUAUGGUGAUGUAGUGAUUCUUAUAGGCUGGAUGGAAAUGCUAUAGGAUUUGUAUGUUGGACUAGAUUGGUUAGUGAGCAUCAGAAUAUUCAACACAGAAGAUGAUUCAUUGUAUUGUAACGGGAACUUUGCUCACUUCUUCUUCCCUUUCUUACUCACUUCUUACUUUCUCACUCACUCACCUACUUACUUUCCAUUUACCCUCUUAUGCUUUUACGUUCUUACUUCUCAUCCUCUGUACCCCUCUCUUCUCUCGGGCCUGCUCUGAGCUGCGGCUGGCAGCUCCCAGCAGGGCCCUGCACCACGCCCUUUGCAAUAAACCAAUAGUUCCACGACCUGGCUGCAGAGAUCUCUCUCGUCUCCAUCCAUCCCGACUGUGUGUGACCCCCGGCACUCCUACAAGACACCAAAUCCUUUGGAAUUAGAACUGGGCAGGGGUGAGAAGAAUUAAUAGCUAAAUUUGUACCCCCAUGGAUUCCUGAGCAGGAUCCCAGCAGGGAAGACUGGAGGGAUACUCCACAAGAAAGUCCAAACUGGGAACUGUUCCCAGAUGGGAGCAGCAAGCCUUGGAAUUGCCUGAAGGGAAGAAAGAGGGAUCCUUUGAGCUCAAGAAUCAGCUGUUGAACGUGGUGAUGUUAUCAGAUGAUUCCUCAGGAAUGUUUAGUUCCCAAGCCAAGUCAAUCUGCUGCCUUGUGAAGCUCAGAAAUCUUGGAAGAACCCAACUAAUGUAGGGAAUGGACUGGCAGAUAAGACUGCUGGGGAAUGGUAGGGAAAUCAUCCUAACAGAGGGCCUCCUUUUGUACUGGAAUGGUGCAAAAAUUAUCCAAAAGAACAGGAGUCAAAUGGGAUUUACAGAUUCCUUGGAGACCACAAUCCAGUGGGAAGGCUGAGAAAAGGGAACAAAGCCUGCAAAUGAGCCAAAUCUGCGGAACACCUCAAAUGACUAGAAACACUGUUUCUAGAAUGCACCCAUGUAAUUCCUUAAAGAUAUGGCUCAGUUAGGAGCAAUACCAAUAAAGCCCACAGAUGAAAA